Messenger RNA from Ilex paraguariensis (yerba mate), 390 nucleotides. The record is from the annotation of a GenBank genome assembly. Lineage: Eukaryota; Viridiplantae; Streptophyta; Magnoliopsida; Aquifoliales; Aquifoliaceae.
AUGAUGUCUAAGAUUUGCCAACCUACAAUUACCAAUUUGGCUGUUGGAGUGGAUACAGAAAUAGAGAUGAUCACUGUUCAGCCUGUUGUGUAUACUAGCCUCAGAGACCUCUUGCCCUGCUUGAUGCAGGCGACGACCAGCCGAAAAGGUAGCUGGCGUGAAAUUCCGAUCAAAGACCCACUUGUUCAGCAUGCUGCUUGGGCUUAUCUCCAGCCGAUGAUGACGGCGCGUGAGGUCGAUGAUCGGAGUUCUUCUGUGAGGUUGAAGAGUAAGUGUUGUCGGCUGUUGGAGUGCUUCGGAGAGUUCUUUGACGACGUCGUAGUGCCGACAAUUAAAGGGUGGUUUAGUAAUGGAGGUACAGAGAGUGAAGAUGGUAGUGGUGGUAGAUGA